Jatropha curcas is the source of this 1270-nucleotide messenger RNA. Its product is annotated as (+)-neomenthol dehydrogenase. The record is from RefSeq and is a predicted model, not a curated record. Gene Ontology annotation, cellular component: membrane. Lineage: Eukaryota; Viridiplantae; Streptophyta; Magnoliopsida; Malpighiales; Euphorbiaceae. Gene Ontology annotation, molecular function: oxidoreductase activity, acting on the CH-OH group of donors, NAD or NADP as acceptor.
GGAAAUGUCAGGUGUAAGAGGAAUGGACAUGCAUCGUGUAUUUUCCUUUUCUGACGUUGCCUGUCUUAAAACCAUACAUCAUCUUUGUGGCUCUCCUUCCUUGUCUUGGAUUUGCCCCAAUUCUUGAUUACUUCAAAACAUAUAACAGAGUGAUCACAUAAUUUAUGGUAAAAUUAAAUAUUCUGGAGAUAAGGUAACUGCUAAAGCAAACACUUAAGCUCGUUUCAUCAUCAAUGGCAGAAGAAGCAACCAAGAGAUAUGCAGUAGUUACAGGAGCAAACAAGGGGAUUGGGUUUGAAAUUUGUAGGCAGCUGGGUUCAAAUGGGAUUGUUGUAGUGUUAACAGCCAGAGAUGAGAAAAGAGGCCUUGACGCUCUUCAAAAACUCAACGACUCUGGUCUAUCUGAUUAUGUGUUGUUUCAUCAACUUGAUGUAGCUAACACUGCCAGUAUAUCUGCUCUUGCUGAUUUCAUCAAAACACAAUUUGGAAAGCUUGAUAUUUUGGUGAAUAAUGCAGGUAUUAGUGGAAAUGAAGCUGAUGCCGAUGCUUUAAGAGCUUUUGAUAGGGAAGGAGCAGGUAUCAAUUGGCAUAAAAUAACAACUGAAACUUACGAGUUAGCUGAAGAAUGCGUUGCAAUAAAUUAUUAUGGUGCCAAAAGAAUGGUGGAGGCAUUUGUUCCCCUACUCCAAUUAUCUGAUUCACCAAGAAUUGUUAAUGUUUCAUCCACCAUGGGAAAGUUGAAGAAUGUAAAAAAUGAAUGGGCUAAACGAGUGCUGGACGAUGCUGAAAACCUUUCAGAAGAGAAAAUAGAUGAGGUGUUGAGCAAAUACCUCAAUGAUUUUAAAGAGGGUUCACUAGAAAGCUGGCCUUCUUUCCUGUCUGCAUAUAUUCUCUCAAAGGCAGCCAUGAAUGCUUAUACAAGGAUCACAGCAAACAAGUUUCCAACUUUCCGCAUUAAUUGCGUCUGUCCUGGAUUUGUCAAAACAGAUAUAAACUUAAAUACUGGAAUAUUGUCUCUUGAAGAAGGUGCUGAAAUCCCUGUGAGGGUAGCACUGUUGCCUGACGAUGGUCCUUCUGGUUGCUUCUUUGACCGCAAGCAGGUGUCGUCUUUUGAUUAGCUGUAUCAUCGAGUCUUGCUUGGCCACCAGUAUUUAAUCCAUCUUCUUUAUAUGGAAUUAUAUACUGUAUGUAUACGUAUUUUCCAAAAGAAUGCUGGAAUUUUUGUAUGUGAAAAUUAACAGCUAAAUAAAGAGAAUUAAAUUCAUCACAA